Molecule: messenger RNA, 3896 nt
Organism: Centruroides sculpturatus (bark scorpion)
Lineage: Eukaryota; Metazoa; Arthropoda; Arachnida; Scorpiones; Buthidae
Product: centrosomal protein of 135 kDa-like
Exons: 26
Coding region: 188-3793 (1201 amino acids)
Source: RefSeq, a predicted model, not a curated record
GUUGCUUGGAGUCGUUCAACUUUUGUGUAAAAUGGCGGUUUACUCAAAACAUUUGGUUGUUGUUAUUAAAAUUAAUUUAAAUUGAGUAUUUAUUUUACACCAAAACAAGAAAAUAACGAUCAAGAUCUAUUAGAACAUGUUGUGACUUAAUUAUAUUCAAAAAUAAAUUUGAUAUGCCGUUUAUAAGAUGAGUUUAAAGAUGAAUACUCUGACAUCUGCAGAAAAUAAAUUUGGACGUUUGCGGAAGAAACUUGAUCAAAUGGGUUAUCUUCAGCCUUUGGGAUUAGAAUCGGCUCUGCUUGUGGAAAGGAUUUUAACAGAUUUAUUACAUGCUACAGAAGGAUUACAUAAUUAUAAAGAACAGAAAAAUAUAUUGGAAGAGGAAAAGAAAACAUUUGAAAAGCAACUUGAACCCUUCCAAGCAGAAAAUGCAAAAUUAGUGAAAAAAAAUAAUGAACUUAAUAUUCAUAUACUUCAUCAAAAUGAAAAAUUUGAAGAGACAGUAAAAGUUUUAGAUAUCAAGAAACAAGCACAGUUUAGACGUCAGAAAAUGGAAAUAGAUACUCUUCUUCCUCCUGCUGUGCCAUCUGAAAUAUUAAAUAAUGUUUAUGAACAGACCCAAGAUAUAUACAUCAUUGAUAUGUUAAAAUUAGCUGACAAUCGCAUAAUUCAAUUAGAAGAAGAUAACAAAAAAAUUCUAAAUACAUUGGAAGAAGCUGAGGAAGCUUUAAUUGAUCUUCAGAAACAAAUAGGAUCAAGAAAUAAGGAAAUAAUUCGUUUAAAGCAAAUGCUUGAUGGUGGUCGUCCCAUUGAUGCUAUUGUUUCUGAAGCCAAACAUAUUGCAAAUGAUAAUUUAGUCACUAGUCUGCAUAUGCAGAUAGAAUGUUUACAAAAACAAAAUUCUGAACUGGAAAGCAAGUUAGCGAAAUAUGAAGAAUCUGCUAAGCUUCAUUUUUCCAAUAACAAUUCAAAUAACAAGCUAAAACUUCAACCAAAAAAAGUAAUUCAGAAACAAAAAUCGUGUGGAUUAAGUUCAAAAUAUGAUGAAAUAAUAAAAAAAUAUAAUGAAUUGGAAAAAGAAAAUCAAAAUCUAAUUAUGCUUUUGAAAAGUAAGGAUUCAGAACAAAUAAAUUUAGAAAAACUGAUUAAAGAAUUAGAACAAGAAAAAGAAGAGCUCCAGAAAAAACUAAAUUUUAUGUCUUUGAACGAAAAAGAUUUAGUUUUGGAAAUUGAUCGACUCAGUCACAAAAAUGUGGAUGAUGUCUGUCAGAGAUAUUCUUCAGAUCACUUGUUGCAGUUAAUCUCUAUCUUAGAAGCUCAGAGGGAUCAUUACAAAGAAGAAGUUGUUGCUUUACAAAAUAUUCAACAAUAUAAAAAUAAUAAUGCAGAAAUAUCAAAAACUACAGUGAAAAAGAAUAAAAAAUCUUCAGAUAAAAAUGAAAAACAAACAAAAUCAGAAGAUAAUCUUUUAAAAUUAGUAGAAGAAGAAAGAAAUUACUAUAAACAACAAUAUUUAAACUUAGAAGAAAAUAUAAAGAAACAAUCAAAUCCUCUUUCUAAUGUUGAACAGAUUGAUAAAGAAGUCUCUGCAAUUGACAAUGAGUUAUACAGAUUACGAGAAGAAGUUAUUGAAUUACAGACUAUAAAGUUAGAAAGGGAUCAGUUGAAAAACAAAAUUAAAGAAUUAGAACAAGAAAAAGAAGAGCUCCAGAAAAAACUAAAUUUUAUGUCUUUGAACGAAAAAGAUUUAGUUUUGGAAAUUGAUCGACUCAGUCACAAAAAUGUGGAUGAUGUCUGUCAGAGAUAUUCUUCAGAUCACUUGUUGCAGUUAAUCUCUAUCUUAGAAGCUCAGAGGGAUCAUUACAAAGAAGAAGUUGUUGCUUUACAAAAUAUUCAACAAUAUAAAAAUAAUAAUGCAGAAAUAUCAAAAACUACAGUGAAAAAGAAUAAAAAAUCUUCAGAUAAAAAUGAAAAACAAACAAAAUCAGAAGAUAAUCUUUUAAAAUUAGUAGAAGAAGAAAGAAAUUACUAUAAACAACAAUAUUUAAACUUAGAAGAAAAUAUAAAGAAACAAUCAAAUCCUCUUUCUAAUGUUGAACAGAUUGAUAAAUGGACAUCUAUUACCGCAGUCGCAUUACCUCAAUUACUUCAUAUCUUCAAGUUAUUAGCUGAUGAAGGAGAAGUUUCAAAAACAAAUAUACAUUCCCAACUCCUCCUGAAAGAAAAAGAACUUCAUUCAGCUAAAGAAAAAAUUUCCUCUUUACACACAAAUUUAGAUAAUCUAAAUGAAAUGAUAGAACAGUAUAAUGUAGAUGUCAGCAAAUAUCAAACAGAAAUUGAAAAUUUGAGUAAAGAAAAAAGUCAGUUUCAGCAAUUAGCAGAACAAAAAAGUCAGCAUUUAUUAUCUGUUCAGCAUGAAGUACUGGAUAAAGAAGAACAAAUGAGUCAACUUAGAAUAACAAUUAAUACACUGGAAUCACAAUUAGAUAAACUUCAGUCAGAAAUUCAAGAUAAGGAAAAAUUAUUACAAUCUAUAAAACAGCAAUUAGAAUCAAAUACAGAGCAAUUUGAAUCAUUUCAACAUUCUCAGAAUAUUGUACAAAAUGAAAAUAAGAAAUUGCUUGAAAAUAUUGGAGUUUUGACAAAAGAAAAUCAGAUUCUAAGUAAAGAAUUGGAAAAAGUACACAGUGAAAAAGAAACGUUGAAAAGACAAAUUCAAGAAUAUGUUACUGAAGUAACUCGUGUCGAGGAAUUACUUGCUCAUAAGGAACAACAAAGAAUGGAAUUGCUUGAACAAUAUAGGAGUUUAAAUGAAGAAAAUGUUCAAUUAGAAACUCAGACACAGCAUUUAGCUUCAAUAAAUUCAUCCACAGAACUAGAAGUAUUAGUGAAAGAAAAAGAAUUGAAAAUGUGCCAUGAUAGGAUUUCUGCCCUUGAAGAUGAAAUUGAAACACAUUUGAGUGCAGAACAAAAAUAUCGCACAGAAGUAAAUAUGUUGAAUUCAUCUGUACAUGAUUUAGAAUCAGAAUUACUACAUACUCAAACAAUGAUUAGACAGUUACAACAGGAUUUGGCAUCUACACGAUCUCUCUGUGUUCAAUUGGAUUCUACAAGAGAUCAAUUACAAAGACAAAAAGCUAACGAUGAAGCUGAAAAGGAACAGUUAUUAACUCAAAUUCAAAAACUUCAAGAAGAAACUAAAAUGUUGAGAUCUCAAAUUUCAAAUGAAAGAGCUUCUGUCUUAAAUUUAGAAGGUGUAUUAACAGUAUCACGAGAGAAAGAAUUUCGAAAUCAUUUAAGUGUUCAAGAACUUACAGCUGAAGUCAAACUAUUAAGAGAAAGAUUGAAAGAAAAUGAUGAAAGAUUAGAAAUGCAAAGUAAAGAAUUGGCUAGUUCUCGGACAAAAGUGGCAGAAUUAGAAAUGGCAUCAGAAAGAUUGAAAAGACAAGUCACAAAUGAAAAAUUUGAAAAAGAAAAAGCAAGUCAGGAAUUGAAAAGAUUACGGCAACAUCAUCAGUUUUUUGAUUCCAGUACAGGAUCUUCAGAUCCUCAUUCAUCUCCUCAAAGCUUACCUUCUAGUAGUCAUCAUAUUUUAUUUACACGUUUUGAUAAACAAGUUCAAACCUCACCUCUACGUGAUCAAACUUCAAUAGAAAAACAUACUGAUUUUGUGUAUACGUCCUUAACAGAAGUAUCUACAAACAAAGAGAAUUCUCAGAAGAAAACCAUUUUAAUUCAGAAUUCAGAUGAAGAAAAUAAUUAUAAUGUAGAAUCAAAGGAUAGUCAAAAAUAAGGAAUUUAAUUAUAAAACUGAUUAUUAAAAUUCUGUACAAAGUGGUUUUGUUAUGUAUUAAAACCGAUUUAUUUUAAAAUAAUAAUAAAUAUAUUUUCUUUUA